Messenger RNA from Acanthamoeba castellanii str. Neff, 1740 nucleotides. RefSeq names its product Molybdenum cofactor sulfurase, putative. Gene Ontology annotation, biological process: transcription preinitiation complex assembly; DNA-templated transcription initiation; transcription by RNA polymerase III. The transcript is spliced from 14 exons. Gene Ontology annotation, molecular function: RNA polymerase III type 3 promoter sequence-specific DNA binding; RNA polymerase III general transcription initiation factor activity; TBP-class protein binding. NCBI's taxonomy places the organism in Eukaryota, Discosea, Longamoebia, Acanthamoebidae. The coding region runs from base 1 to 1740 and encodes 579 amino acids. Gene Ontology annotation, cellular component: transcription factor TFIIIB complex; transcription preinitiation complex; nucleus. The record is from RefSeq and is a predicted model, not a curated record.
AUGCGCGGUGUGAAUCGCGAGUCGCGCGAGAUAACGCUGGAGAACGCGAAGCGGCGGAUCAGCAGCAUGGCCGGCUCGCUGGGCCUGACCGCCCACCACACCGAGUCGGCCUUCCGCCUCUUCCUCCUCGCGCUCCAGCACAACUUUGUGCGCGGCCGCAAGUCCGAGUACGUCAUCUCCUCCUGCCUCUACGUCGUCUGUCGACGAGAGAAGACCGCCCACAUGCUUAUCGAUUUUGCGGAUGUGCUGAACGUGCCGCUGUACUACCUGGGCCACACGUUCCUGGACUUUUGCUCGCUGCUCAACCUGCAGCUGCCGGUGAUCGACCCCUCGCUCUACAUCGAGCGGUUCGCGGCCAAGUUGGGCUUCGGCGACAAGACCCACGCGGUGGCCAACACCGCCCUCCGCCUCGUCCAGCGCAUGCGCCGCGACUGGAUCAUCACCGGCCGACGACCCGCCGGCAUCUGCGGCGCUGAUCUGCUCUGCAGGUGGCUCGUGCUGGUCGACGCAGCAGCGCUGGCAGCAAACACGCCAAUCGACUUGACAAAGUAUCCGGCCGACUUAGUGGUGACAUCGUUCUACAAAAUCUUUGGUCACCCGACGGGCAUCGGAAUUGCACGCAUCUGCGAUUCAGAAAGCGCCGCACUGUUAAACAAGGCCUUCUUCGGAGGCGGAACCGUGGAGGCGUCGCUUAGCACGGAGAGGUACCACGUGCUGCGGAAGUCUGCCUCAGAGCGGUUCGAAGAUGGCACGGUUCCGUUCACCAGCAUCGUGGCGCUAAAGUUCGGCCUCGACACCCUAUUGGAGGGACCUGCGCCUGGAGGGAUGGCCAACAUCCAGCGACACACGUUUUGCCUUGCGCAGUAUCUCCACGCCCAGCUGGCCGAGCUUCGCCACUACAACGGAGCUCCCGCUGCCGUGAUCUACGGUCGGCAUCACCUCAAGGACUCAUCCCAACAGGGUCCGAUAGUGGCCUUCAACCUGCGCAAGGCGUCGGGAGAGUGGGUGGGCUACAAGGAGGUCGAGCAGUUGGCGGGGAUGGAGAACAUACACAUACGGACGGGCUGCUUCUGCAAUCCCGGCGCCUGCCACUACUAUCUGGGCCUCACGUCCGCCGAAGUCAAGCAAAACCUUGCGGCUGGUCAUGUUUGCUGGGACGGCCACGACGUAAUGAAUGGGAAACCCACCGGCGCCAUCCGGGCCUCGAUCGGUUACAUGACUUCCUGGGAGGAUAUCGACACCUUUUUGAGCUUUCUUAAAAAGUAUUUCGUGGAGACUGCGCCUGUGCUGGCCACCGUUGGAGCUCUGAGUUCAGAGGCGCACAAGGAGCUUGACCUCCGCCUCUCGGGGCUGUUCGUCUAUCCAAUCAAGUCUUGCAAAGGGUUCGAGAUCAGCGGCGAGUGGGAAAUAGGAGAUCACGGAUUUGUAUAUGACAGGGAAUGGAUGAUUGUAGAUGAGAUGGGGUCCGGUAUCAACCAAAAGAAGGUGAGCAAGCUGUGUCAGAUUCAGCCUUUGGUGGACAGGGAGCAGGGAAAGCUGCAUAUCGAUGCGCCUGGAAUGGAGCGCCUAUCGCUUGACCUUGACCGCUUCCCUGAUGAGGAAAUUGCGCUGGACGUGCCGGUGUACGGCGACGAAGAGGUGAAAGAAUGGUGCACCCUGGUGCGCAAAUCCCCAACCAAGCUACGCAAGGCUGGCCGGAGCCGGGGCGGACAGACGGAGGACGAAGCGGUACGGGCUUAG